CGAAGCGAAGCCCAAGGCUGCGGCGCCAGCAGCGACGUCCAUGUCGGACGCCGCCUACGCCUUCGACGAGGAGGUGCUCAAGGACGUGCGCAACAACAAGGUGUGGAUGCAGGACCCCAAGUACUUCAAGAAGGUGAUCGUGUCGCCCGCCGCCACCAUGAAGAUGCUCAAUCACGCCAACUCGGGCGUGGAGAAAGGAAUCAAGAACGGCGGCAAGCCCGUGGAGAUCAUGGGGCUCAUCAUGGGCAGACCUUCCACGGGCACGGACAGAGACGCAGGCGAUGCGCACACCCUCGUGGUCACCGACUGCUUCCCGCUGCCGAUUGAAGGCGCCGAGACCCGCGUGCUGGCGGACGACGCCGAGGUCAUCAACUACAUGAUCUCGCUGGGCGAAGCGGUAGAGCAGACGCGCAAGGAGAAGUUCAUGGGCUGGUACCACAGCCACCCGUUCGACGUGGAGGUGCACAGUCACUGCUUCCUCUCGGCCACGGACGUCAGCACGCAGCUGCAGUGGCAGCGCUCCGAAGAUCCGCACGGCAACCCGUGGCUCGCCAUUGUGCUGGACCCGCUCCGCUCGCUGGCCAAGAAGCGACCGGAGAUGGGGGCUUUCCGUGUCUACCCUCCGGAGUACGCCGCUCCGGUGAACGAGACGCCCGAUGGAACGAUUGUCACGGACGAGAGCGCGAGACUGGAACGCUGGGGCAACUGCUGGAACCGCUACUACACGCUGGAGAUCGACUACUUUAUGAGCUCCUUGGGCUCCCAGGUCGUGAGUGUGCUUUCGGAGGAGUUCUUGUGGAUGCGCACGCUGAGCUCCAACACGAUGCAGGAGCGCGAGAACCGUGACCGCUUCUCGGAGCGAAUUCAGUUGCUGGCGAACAAGCUGGACGGCUGCGAGGCCCACCUCAUGCCGCGCACUGGACGCAGCGCCUCGCGUAUCGGUGAGUACUACGUCCCGGAGAAGCAGCAGUCGCACAUGGAGGCUGAGGAGUCGGCGCUCGACAAGAUCACUCAAGCUGCGAAUGAACUCGCUAUUGAGAACUCGCUUGGCCAGGAGCUGCAAGUUACCAAGAAAGCCCUCUUCAAUGACAAGUAG
Molecule: messenger RNA, 1096 nt
Organism: Phytophthora sojae
Lineage: Eukaryota; Oomycota; Peronosporomycetes; Peronosporales; Peronosporaceae
Exons: 1
Coding region: 41-1096 (351 amino acids)
Biological process (GO): protein deneddylation
Cellular component (GO): cytoplasm; COP9 signalosome
Molecular function (GO): metallopeptidase activity; protein binding; deNEDDylase activity
Source: RefSeq, a predicted model, not a curated record